This is a messenger RNA of Colossoma macropomum (tambaqui), 2253 nucleotides long. It is a transcript of the gene eps8l3a, whose product is annotated as EPS8-like 3a. The record is from RefSeq and is a predicted model, not a curated record. Gene Ontology annotation, molecular function: actin binding. Bases 380 to 2233 code for a protein of 617 amino acids. Gene Ontology annotation, biological process: Rho protein signal transduction; regulation of Rho protein signal transduction; positive regulation of ruffle assembly. Gene Ontology annotation, cellular component: vesicle; plasma membrane; ruffle membrane. The transcript is spliced from 20 exons. NCBI's taxonomy places the organism in Eukaryota, Metazoa, Chordata, Actinopteri, Characiformes, Serrasalmidae.
CAUCCAUCAGCCCUCACAGACACGCACUGCUCAUCUGUCUUUCAGACACACAGUAGCUUUAGUUGUAUCUCUAAGCAUUCAUAGCUGUGAUGUACAUCAGUGUGAAGAGAAUGUGGAGCGUUUGUUUCGUUUAAUCACAGUUAUGAGGUUUUUACAGGCCCACCUGGCUGUUUCCGGUCAGCGCAGCUCCUCGCCCUGCUGGACUUUGCUCUGAGCCGCUCAGGGAGUUUCUCUGUUUUAUCGUUACCGUCGUUCUUUCUCUCCGAAAGCGAUUCGGAUCUUCAGUAUGACGGACACACACUCCGCAAGAGGAAAACUAAACUAACGCAGAAAACAAAACCCAGCACAGCAGAAACGUCAGGACACGUCAGAGCUGAAGAUGUUUGGGAGCAGCAGUGUGCUCGACUUCAGCUCCAGCAGCUACACCGACUCAGUCCAGUCCAGUGGUUAUUCUGGGGAUGAAAACUCAUCUCUGAGCUCCAGGUUAUCCAGGCCCAGUGCUAAAGCCAUCUACAUGAGGAGAAGCCAGUACGCCAAGUCCAUCAACAAACAGCUCAGCAAAUUCCAGUACAGAGUGGAGCAUCUGUUGACGUGUGAGCUGGAGGGGGAGCUGCGGGGGGUGCCGGAGUGUGUGGAGCGCCUGAAGCUGCUGGAGGAGACUGGCCGUGUGUGGGGGCAGGACAUGCUGCUGGAGAUAGUCAAUGGAAAUCUGCUGCUCAUCGACAUUGAGACCAAGGAGGAGCUGGACUCUCUGGCGUUGAGUAGUGUGUUAGAGGUGAAGGCUGUGCAGGACAGCUGCGUCUAUAACUCCUUGCUGAUCAUCUCAGUGCAGGACAGAGCGAGCAGUGUCUUCAUGUUCCAGAGUGACUCUGUGAAGGCUGAUUACAUCAAAAGAGAUCUUGAACGAAUUUUGCAGAACAGGACGAAUGAGGCCCAGGACAGAAACAAUCAGCUAAACAGAGGAAGACCAGGGGCUUUUGUUGUGAGAAACACCAGAAACCCCUCUCCAGAGCGAAGAGAGUGGACUCCCCCAGAACCUCGUCUUGAGGAGUGGAACGCUCCAGACUACGAUGACAGUCCAACUCCAACUCCGACCUUGAUCAGACGCCAGCCACUGACCCCGCCUCCCCCCGCAGAGGUCACACCCAAGCGCACCCACAGCCCCCCUCCUGCUCCCGCCCCCUAUACGGAGAGAGAGAGGAACGUGGACAUACUGAACCACCUGAUCAACGAUAUCGAAGAGUUUGCUGACCAAGUGGUUGCCGUGGUGCCGAGAAAGGACAAGAAGAAGAAAAAGAAGAAAAAGCAGAAAGCUGUGCAGGGUCUCCCUUCAGUUGACCAGUUCAUAGUCUGCCUGCAGAAAAUCAAAAUGGCCUUCAAUCUGCUGGCUGAGCUGAAUGGGAAGAUUAGUGACCCCAGUGCUGCUGACCUGGUCCACUGUCUGUUCUCUAUUCUGGAGCUGAUCGUAGGUGUGUAUGAUGACGACCUCCCCCCCACUGUGGUCGCUCCUCUGCUGGAGCCGGACUGUGUGCGUUUCCUGAGUGAAGAAGCUUCUCCUGAGGAGGAUCAGCUGUGGCAGUCGCUCGGAGACGCCUGGAACAUCCCCAGUACGAAGUGGCCGGAGGAUGAUGAUGAAAUCCCCACCUUCAUUCCGGUGUUUAAUGAUGGCUGGCAGCCCCCCGUCCUCACAAACACCGAGAGAGAACACACACUCACACAGCGGCAGGAGAGCCAGCAGUCCACUGAAGCACAGAGCGCUGAUUCCUGGCAGAUUCCCAAAUCCAGCAGUGAAGAGUCUCCGCUCAGCUCCAUGUGUGUGAUAUGUGACUUCAGAGCGAGGAACGAUCGAGAGCUCAGUGUGAGGAAAGGAGAAGAAGUGGAGCUGCUGGACAUGUCUAAGCGCUGGUGGAAGGUGAGGAAUGACUGCGGUCAGGAAGGCUUCAUCCCAAAUAACGUCCUGAAGUCCACUGAGAGUGAGGACAGACAGGUGGACAGUAACCCAGUCCUGAACAAGAAGUCGAAGCCGGAGGAGGUGAAGGCCUGGCUGGAGCACAAGGGCUUCAACAAAAUUACGGUGCGCUGUCUGGGUGGUCUCAGUGGGCCGAUGUUGUUGGGGAUGACCCGAGACGAGCUGAAGGUCGUGUGUCCAGAGGAAGGAGGACGAGUUUAUUAUCAGUUACAGAACGUUAAAUCAGCGCUGGCUAUGUCCAGAGAGGUCAGUCCGCUGGUCUGAGAUGUGAGGAAACAAACAGA